AUGGCUGCCCAGUGGCUGUUGUUGCUCCUGCUCGUCCUCGCUGCCGGCGGCGGCGUUGUUCAAGUCCAUGGCCAGCUCGAUAACUUAGGUUUCGUAAGCAUCGACUGCGGCCUACCGGAGAAUGCCGCUGGGUACGUCGACAACGCCACCAAGCUGCGUUUCACCUCCGACGCCGGCUUCAUCAACUCCGGCACAAACCACAACAUGUCGGCCGAGUAUAUCACGCCGUCCAUGGGGAGGAGCUGGCACAACGUUCGCAGCUUCGCCGUUGGCGCCCGGAAUUGCUACACGCUCCGGUCCCUCGUGGCCGGGCUCAAGUACCUCGUCCGGGCCACGUUCAUGUACGGCAACUACGACGACCUCAACAGAGCACCAAUGUUCGACCUCCACCUAGGUGUCAACUACUGGACAAAGGUGAACAUCUCCGAUGCCAUCACGCCAGAAAUCUAUGAGAUCAUCGCCGUGGUUCCCGGCGACUCCGCGCAGGUCUGCCUCGUGAACACCGGCUCCGGGACGCCGUUCAUCUCCAGCCUGAGCCUGAGGCCCUUUAAGGACGGGCUCUACCCGAUGGCCAACGCGACGCAGGGCCUGGUCCUUGUCUCCAGGGUUAACUUUGGCCCGUCAGACGGCGUGGUCGUCCGGUUUCCUGACGAUCCGCAUGACCGUAUAUGGAUGCCGCUGAGCAAGCCGACGGAGUGGUCGGAGAUCUCGACGACGAAGAAGGUCCAGAACAUGAACGCUGACAGCUUCGAAGCGCCGUCCGCCGUGAUGCAGACCGCCAUCACACCCAUCAACGCCACAAGCCCCAUCGAGUUCUCUUGGGAUGCUCAACCCAACGUCAACGAUCCAUCGCCAGGGUACAUCUGUGUCUUGCACCUGUCGGAGCUACAGAUCCUCUCUGGCAAUGCCGUGCGGCAGUUCUACAUCACAGUCAACGGAGAAUUCUGGGAUCCACGGGGCUUCACUCCGCAAUACCUAUACACCAACGCCGCCUACAACACCGACCCCAACCACCAGUUCCACCAGUACAAUGUCUCACUCAACGCCACCGCCAACUCCACGCUCCCGCCGAUUCUCAAUGCCCUUGAGGUCUUCUCCGUCUUGAGUACCACCGGCAUAACCACAGCCCCUUCAGAUGUUUCUGCUAUGACGGCGGUGAGAGACAAGUACCAGCUGGUGAAGGACUGGAUGGGGGAUCCUUGCUUGCCCAAGAAUUUCGCGUGGAAAGGAUUAGGUUGCAGCUAUGCUGUUUCCAGCCCAGCAAUUGUAACAGGCUUGAACCUAUCUUCCAGUGGUCUCAGUGGCAACAUGUCGCCUUUCUUUGGCAGUCUCAAAGGUUUACAAUACUUGGAUUUGUCACGCAAUAAUCUGACGGGCACAAUUCCUAAUAACCUAUCACAGUUGUCUGCGCUCACACUUAUAGAUUUGACAGGGAAUAACCUCAGCGGAUCAAUUCCUUCUGGGCUUCUGAAGAGAAUUCAAGAUGGCUCUCUAAUACUUAGAUACGGUAACAAUCCAAAUAUCUGCAGCGAUGGCAACUCUUGUCAGAUUCUAGAAAAGAAGAAAAGUUCUAUGCUUGCCAUCUAUGUUACUAUUCCAAUAGUUGCAGUGAUGGUGAUUGUGCUUUUAGUAGUACUGCUCAUGUGCAUGCGGAGAAAGCAACCGACAAGCAAAAAUUUGAUGCCGCGAAACAGGAGGAGUAGCAUGCACACAUCGCUGCAGAUCAACAAUCGCCGGUUCACAUACAACGAACUAGUGGUCGUAACGAGCGGUUUCCAACGAGUGAUUGGCCAGGGAGGUUUUGGGAAAGUCUACGAUGGCUUCUUGGAAGAUGGCACCCAAGUUGCUGUGAAACUGCGGUCUGAAUCUUCAGAUCAAGGUGUAGCCGAAUUCCUGGCAGAGGCUCAGAUCUUGGCUAAGAUCCAUCAUAAGAAUCUUGUCUCCUUGAUUGGCUACUGCAAGGACAGGGAGUACAUGGCUCUUGUAUAUGAGUACAUGUCUGAAGGAGCCCUACAUGAACAUCUUAGAGCGAGAGAAAACACUCUAAGGUGUUUAACCUGGACGCAAAGACUCCGUAUAGCAUUGGAAUCCGCGCAAGGGCUUCAGUAUCUACACAAGGGGUGCAGUCCACCCCUUAUUCACAGGGAUGUGAAGACGUCUAACAUCCUGCUGAAUGCAAACUUGGAGGCAAAGAUUGCCGAUUUUGGCCUACUCAAGGCUUUCAGUAGUAACUAUGAUACCCAUGUGUCCACAGGAAGGGUGGUUGGAACUCCUGGUUACCUUGCCCCAGAGUACCAAGCUACACACCAGCUCACCAAUAAGACUGAUGUGUUCAGCUAUGGCGUAGUACUACUAGAGAUAGUCACAGGUCAACCACACAUCCCGAAUGACCCUGAGCCGACGGGCAUCGUCCUGUGGGUGAGGCGGCGCCUAGUCAGUGGUAACAUUGAGGGCAUUGUGGAUACACGCAUGUGCGGCGAUCACGACGUCAACAGCGUCUGGAAAGUUACGGACACCGCGCUCAAGUGCACCUCCCAAACUCCAGAGGAGCGACCCUCCAUGACCGACGUGGUAGCGCUGCUCAAGGAGUGCCUUGAGCUCGAAGCUGCGCGCGUCGUCUCUAAUGCAGGCAUCACUGUUUACCACUUCGAUUCGAAUGAUGUGGGCGCGGGCGUGUUCACUGUGAAAGUGGUGCUUUUCCUGACUGUUUGUGGUGGUGGUUUUCCUGAGUGA
Lolium rigidum is the source of this 2733-nucleotide messenger RNA. RefSeq names its product putative leucine-rich repeat receptor-like protein kinase At2g19210. Gene Ontology annotation, molecular function: protein binding; ATP binding; protein kinase activity. Gene Ontology annotation, biological process: protein phosphorylation. The transcript has 15 exons. The record is from RefSeq and is a predicted model, not a curated record. The coding region runs from base 1 to 2733 and encodes 910 amino acids. Lineage: Eukaryota; Viridiplantae; Streptophyta; Magnoliopsida; Poales; Poaceae.